AUGACUCUUCUCACAGAUGUACUUGAGAACCCUGGUUCCCCUCGCGCGCGCAGCGAUCUCGGGGCUACAAGAUCAUUCGCUGGUUUCCUACAGAGAUUCGAGAAGACAGAAGGAUGCGACUUGAAGCGCGUGCUGACCGCGUGUGCCAUGCUGCAAAGGACAGUGCAAUACGCAGUGGAUGAUGCUCAGAACACCAUGCGUGCCCAGAAUCUGGUGGGCGGCACUGGUGGCGGUAUCUCAUUGAUACCGGGGUUUGCGUUGAACGAAGACGCGCAGGCUUUGCAGUCGCUACUCGGUGCGACAACACACCCGAUGUAUCUGGUGCAAGGACUCAUGGGAAAUCUACCAAACCGAGACCAGAGUCUUACUGUAAGACUGGCUCACCUGCUCGGAACUCCCUUUGAAGGAGGCAAGCCAGGUAGCCCGCUUGGGUCUCAGCCGCUUCAGCCGGAGACGUACGGCUUCGGCUUUGGGCAAGGGCAAGCUGGUAACGACCCGACGGCGAAUUGGUCUUGA
Colletotrichum gloeosporioides is the source of this 516-nucleotide messenger RNA. RefSeq lists its product as uncharacterized. The record is from RefSeq and is a predicted model, not a curated record. The transcript is spliced from 2 exons. Bases 1 to 516 code for a protein of 171 amino acids. NCBI's taxonomy places the organism in Eukaryota, Fungi, Ascomycota, Sordariomycetes, Glomerellales, Glomerellaceae.